Messenger RNA from Closterium sp. NIES-67, 3577 nucleotides. Lineage: Eukaryota; Viridiplantae; Streptophyta; Zygnematophyceae; Desmidiales; Closteriaceae. The record is from the annotation of a GenBank genome assembly.
CUGGCAUCGUUGUCAUCAUUCAGCCCUCCAUGGCCGCCUCUCGAUGUUGCCGUAUCGCACUCGCAGCCGCGUUGCUGCUGCUGCUCCUGCUUAUCUCAAGCUCCCCCGUGUCCGCGACAGUUGAUAGGUUCCUCGCUGGCUCCGCUUCGCCUCUUGCCUUGCACACCACAAAAGUAUUUCCCCCGCAAGUGUCACUACUUAGUAGUGUCUGCCUUCCGAAAGGUCAGUUUCUACAAGCCCGUCGUUGUCCUUACGUCUGGCGGAGAACGUCGGAUAGCCUGAGCUUACAGCGCCGGUUCGCGCAGAAACUUCUAAAGGCAGCGUCUUAUUUUCCGCGUCUUAUUGCUCCUGCAUCAUUCCUGCCGUCACACUGUCACCCAUCGCAAUCACCCCUGAUCGAACGCCGGCCUUUCGCGUCCGCACGAGCCACCUGUUUACGUCCCUGUUGAAUGUCUGACUCGUUCAGCUUGGCGUGCCUUUCCUGCUACUGUACUUCCAAGCUUUCGAGAAAUUCGUUACCAACGAGACAGUUCGAGUUCUCAAUUGUUAGCCUAACAAGCUCCUGGCAAGUGUAAGCUCAAGCUAGCGUGGGGAGCUUGCUAGGGAUUUGAACUCCUUAGCUCCAGCUCGAGUCCACAGUGCUUGAGCUAGAGUCCACAGUGCUAGCGUGUGGAGCUUGCUAGGGAUUCAUGCACUGUGGACUCUAGCUCGUGCUCCUGAACAAGUACGCAACCUCCGGCCGAAUGCGCUAGUUAUGUGCUCACAACGGCAUGUCUUAUAACGCGUCCUUGGCUUCCGUCAGCGUCUGCGCGAAACCUCAUCUAGUAGCCGUCGACCCAUCUGACGCCGUGCACCACCCUGGUUCAACCUCAACGGCAUUGUCCCCCCGCGGCACGGCUCGUCGCUCUCCUCCUCCCCCUCUUUCCUUCCCAGGCCUGACGUGUCUAGACCAAUCCUCCUCGUCUCCCGCCUCUUCGUUGACCAAGCUCUCUCCCGGUGGUUCUUCCAACUCCGCUCAUUCCUCUGUCAGAGAAAUUCCCCACUCCAAGCAACCCCUUGCCUCUGCCAUGGGGUCGAAUCCGUCCCCGUUAACGAGUCACCCGUUAAGCACCUCUACUGUAGAUACUGCUUACGCAAUAACAGUGAAUCAUGUUUCCACGUCGGAUCAUCAUGACGGCCCGGGGGCCGGGGCCGCUGUCCUCGACAUAAGGCUCCCCGUCGACCCUGCCGAGUCGUCUCCUUGCGAGCUAGAUGGUGGUCGGGUAUCCGGAAUUGGGUUACCAGCUUCGCCUGGCCAAUCGCCGUUUCGUCAAGGCGGCGAGCUUCCCCGAAAAGGCUCUCUGCAGAGUGAUGCCAAUAAGCGCGGAGGCUCGGGCGGAAAAGGUAGCGGAAAGGGGGUGCGCCUGCUGCUCCCGCGGAGAUGGCAGGCGGCCCCGUUUCUGCUUCCGCCAAGGUGGCUGCGGGGGUAUUUGCGCAAGUUCCGCGGGAUUGGGGAGGGUCUCUUCCCCGCGUACCCCAGCUUUAUUGUCGUCUUCUGGUCCUUCGUCGCCUCGUUCACGGGUAUAUCUCUGUGUGCGUUUCUCGCGUUCAACACCAGCAUGCAGCAGACUCUGAGCCCCCAAACGAACGGCAGUGGUAGCACCAGCAGCACCAGCAGCACCAGCAGCAGCAGUGGCAGCAGUGAAAACGGACAGCCGCAGCAGCAGGAAGCCGUAGCCUCGUUUAUGAUAGGCUCGUUUGGCGCCACAGCGGUGCUCAUUUUUGGGACAAUAGACUCGCCUCUCUCGCAACCCCGCAACGUCAUCUUAGGGAGUGGAGUUUCUGCUAUUAUUGGAGUGUUUAUAGCGGAGAUCUUCUCUAUAGGCGGACUCGCAUUCCCCAACACGUCCUGGCUCUGGCUACAAUGCGGGCUUGCAGUUUCGUUAUCCAUAGUGGCCAUGCAGCUGCUGCGCAUUGUGCAUCCACCAGGAGGUGCCUCGGCACUCAUUGCCGUGAUGUCGCCGCCUUCCCUGCGCUGCCAUGGUCUCUUUGUGCUCACUCCGGUGCUCCUUGGGGUGCUCAUCAUGCUCACAGUCGCUCUCUUCAUCAACAAUAUUGCCAGACAGUACCCCCUGUACUGGUGGCGGCCAGUUGUUCUCGACAUCCCCGUGCCAGAAGGCUCCACGCACCACUCUGCGGUGACAGCUGGCGAGGCGUAUCACACGAUACAGCACAUGCACGUGGUGCACUCUCCUGUGCGCUCUCGCGUGCAUGCAGCACCCCAGCCGCCCAUGCACCACCCCGGCCGCCCAUCCACGGACGGCCAUCGUGCAGCAGCAGCAGCAGCAACAGCACCUGGCGAGGCAUAUCACACCGUACAGCACAUGCAUGCGGUGCACUCGCCCGUGCACCCUGCCACGCAUCAAUGGCUGCCCCUUCUCCAACCGUCGGCCGACACUCAUUCUGCAACAGCAGCAGCCACGGCUGGCGAGGCGUGCCAUACAGCGCAGCCCAUGCCCACUGUGCCCUCUCCUCCUGCACAUGCCAUGCUGGGCGCCUCAGAUCUUAACAUCCAAGAGUCUGCAAUUCGUGCUUUUGAGUCGACUCAGAAGCGCAUUCCUGCACAUGCCAUGUGCGGCGGCUCUGACAUGGAAACUGAAGAGCCUGCGGCUCGAGUACAUGGAGGCAACAGCUUCUUGCUCAAUUUGAGUGCUGGUCGCAGUGGCUCCAGGUCCGCUGUGAAAGCGACGGCUGGAAGAUCAACAGAGGUAUUUUCAGCAGAGCAGGCCUUCGUUGGUGGCCCUUUUCGCCACGUCAGCAUCUCUCCCUUGAGCCAGCAGCGGAAGCACCACGGCCAGCAGGAGAAACAGCAGGUUCAGCAGCAGCGACAACGUUUUCCGGCUGGCACAGCAAAUUUCUCGUGCUGUAGCACACUCCUGGACGUAGAUGCCACGUCAUCGCAUCCCUCCCUAACUGAUGACGUCACAACGGAUGACAGGGCAGUUGAUGACAGAUCAGGGCACAUCAGCAGACAUGACAAUAAUGCAGCGGACAUUGAAGAGUGUGGUGCACAAGAAGUUGAUCAAUCUGCAACCAAUGAUCGACCUGCUAUUGCUGCAUCUCGAUCUGUUGAUCUGCCAGCUGCUCUUGAUCCAGCGGCUGGGAUUGAUGCAGCUCCUAUCUUUGAGGAACCACCUGACUCAGCAAGAGCUCAAGCCGAUUCCGCCCGUUGUGUGACUGACUCAGCCCACGAUACUCCGACUGAUUCACCAUCCGCUGUGGCUGAGUCAGCUAAUGUCACAGCUGACUCAGCCCAUGUUCCUGCAACAAGCGGGGUGCAUAGUGAUCCUAGCCACUACCUGCUGGACACGGGUUUCAUGCCACCCUUCGGAAUUGUAUCUAGCGAAGGGUUAGUCGAGGGAACGAUUGGUGAUCGGCAAACACAGGAUAAUCUCGACAACUUGUGAGCAGUGGUAGUGUGAGGGCGGCUUUUUAUUUUUGCCAAUUGUACCGGUAAAUGCAAUACGGGAAGUAUGCAAGCCUACACUUCACGUGCCCCUUGAUCAAGUGAUGUAACCGAAGCAUGUCGUCUUUAACC